This is a messenger RNA of Styela clava, 3916 nucleotides long. The record is from RefSeq and is a predicted model, not a curated record. NCBI's taxonomy places the organism in Eukaryota, Metazoa, Chordata, Ascidiacea, Stolidobranchia, Styelidae.
GUUUUUUAUUUUCCUAUUCAAUUCAGUUCUGCAGUUCCAUGAUUCAAGUGUUACCGGUAUAUUCGUAUGUUUGUUCAUGUAUUAUAGUUGUCUGUUUGCUAGCUUUUCGUUGGAUAUCUACAUGGUGAAGUAGUGGAUUUACAUUCACAAGAUGAAAUUUUCAGAAGGAAAGGAUGGGACCCAGGCAGAAUGCCUUUGUUGCUGCGGUAUAAGAUCUACCAAAAGCAGAACGUCUUCCGUAUACAAUCGAACUGUGACAGAUGGUACCGGUACAGGCAUAGUUGAAGACGGUGUUGAUGGAGGAAACAAUAUUAAAACCUGCAUAUGCUGUUGGUGCAUGGGAUGUGAUCAGGAAGGUGUUUAUGUUUGGCUGAAGAAUUUACUUCUACUGUAUAAUUUUAUAUUUUGGCUUCUUGGAUUUUGCCUAAUCUCACUGGGAGUUUAUUCUGAAAUCAUGCGACAGCAAUAUUCAUCAGAAGCAAAUGCUGUUUUUCUAACUCCGUCUGUUGUUCUUUGUUUUAUUGGAUCUUUUUGUUUCAUAUUUGCUACAUUAGGUGGCAUAGGAGCUCUCAGAGACAACUUAUGCAUGCUGAAAACAUUUGUGUACUCAAUUCUAUUUUUUGUAAUCAUCGAGCUGACUUGUGGAAUCCUUGCUCUUGUGUUCAAGGAACCUGCAAAAGACUUCGUGAAUCAUUUCAUAUUGAAAGGUUUGACAACGUAUUAUGAUGAUCGAGAUAUGAAAGAUGUCAUAGAUUAUGUACAAAGAGAGUUCCAAUGCUGUGGAGGAGAACUAUACAGAGACUGGGAAGUGAAUGUUUAUCACAAUUGUACUGCACCAGGCCCAACUGCAUGUGGAGUUCCUUAUUCAUGCUGCUUGCAAGAGAAUGGAACCAUCAACAUCAAUUCUAUGUGUGGAUAUGAUACCAUAAAUCUCAAGAUUUUUGAAGCCAAUAGUUUUGUUUAUACUGAAGGAUGCAUCAAUGCUGUUAUUGAUUUUUUUCUGAUCAAUCUUAAUGUCCUGGCUGGUAUUUUACUGGGAGUGUUUUUACCACAGAUUGCAGGUUUAGUCAUUGGAGUUUGGUAUUCUCGGAUUGUGAGAAAAAUGAAAACGGAAUACACUGCAAUGAAGAAACAGCAACGGCAGAUGGAAAUGACAGAAAAACAGGCUGGAUUUCGUCUGGCCAGGAGAAAUUCUGGAUCAGAUGAUGAAAUAAUACAAGUGUAGUUGCUGAUGUUUUAGGAUCAUUGUUGCUACAGGGUAUCUAGCUAACUGCUGUGCUUUCUAUAAAAUCCAUGCUAAGUGUUCAGCUCACCGGUUCUCAACCAAUGGUUUAUGGGCCACAGUAAGAUAAAAUUGAUAAAGUAGUUAAUUUUGAUUGUAGUGCCAAUGAAUGAUGAUGCUGUUUUCUGCUAUUAUGUGGUAUUUUUCAUUCUAAUUAUCAAAGUGAGAGCGCAUAUUUUUGAGGACAUGUUUUUUUUUAGUUUUCCCCCCUUGCAUGAGAAAGUUGAUGAGCCACAGAAUUUUUGUGCAAUGAAACUGGGCCAUGGAAGAAAAAGGUUGAGAACCACUGGUUUAGCUGAAUCAUUUUCCAAAAAGAGUCUCUUGUACACAAUCAUAAAAGUACUUUUACCUAAUGUGAAAAUUCAAAUAGGUCUGUUGAAGAAAAUUCACAAUCGACCAGACUCUAAAUCAGAGGUUCUCGAGCUUUUUAAGCCAUGCACUCCCUUUAUAAUAUUCAAAAUAAAGAAAUGUAAAUAUUCGAUUCAAUUAAGGCAGGCAAGAUCAAAUAUGACAAAUAUUUUUAUUUUUAAAUAGCCUCACUCCCCCUCCCUCCUCAAAAUAUUGUCUACUCCCCCUUGUGGGACGUGCCCCACCAUUUGGGAACCACUGCGCCAAAAUAUCUGACUCGAGUUCCGUUUUAAUCGAAUUUUGGUUACAAAAACUUUGGCAUAUGCAGGCCUUAAUUGAUAGACGGUUAUAUGAAAGCUUGGUAAAAAAAGCUUAGCUUUUUAAAAAAAAUUGAGUUCAUGUUCAAUGAUCAAUUUCUGCUCCAAUGAAAACAUGCCUCGCAAUGACUCAACAGCCCUGGAUUGGAAUACCAAUUUUAUAUACUGGUAUUAAGUUCCUAUUUUUGAUUUUGUUGAAAAAUCAAAUACUAGUUUUAUAUAAUUCAUUUGUUAGUAAUGAUGUCAGUUCAAUUUUUUAUUGUGUCAGUUCUAGACUUGAAUCUCAUAUUUUUUAAAUAGUUUUAGGAUUCUUAAUUAAAUCACAAUUGUAUGUUUGAUUUAUUUUUAAUUAAUUUAUAUAAUUGAGCACUGUUACCUAUCAAGCCAUUAAUUAUGCAAAUAAUAUUCAUAUCAACUAGUAUUUGUUAAUCAAAGAUAAGUGAUUUUAUUUGCUUUUUAUUAUGCAAACUGUGGCCAAAACUAGCAGAAUAUCUGGUGUGCGCAAUGGCUCAAAACGAGUAUGCUUUUGGGUGUGCUAUGUCGGUAAUCAUGCUAAUCCAUAUCGAAAACUAUUAGCAUCUGAGUUUUAUCGAUCAGUCAGUUAUUGGCUCGUAUGUAUAUUUCAUAUUGGAAAUAAUUUGGCAUAUAUUGCUGCAAUUUGGAAUUUGAAUAAUUGACUUUGUUGGGGAUGUGAAACAGCAUGAAUUAGUCUUUGUCGCAGUAGUUUUGUGAAUUCUAGUUCAGCUGCACUCAAGUAUACUACUCCACACUUUUUUAAUUUUCUUUCUCACUAGCUAAACCAAUUAAUCCUUAUAAGAAUUAAUAAAUUAAUUAAAAUCACUGUUCUUAUAACCAAAUGCACUGUUAAUUAUAUGUUAAUAUAAGCACUGUUAAUUACGUUUUUCUUCUUUGUACUUUUUAUAUAUCAUAGGGCUACUUUUUGUAUGAUUUUUCACGACUGUAGUUCAUAUUAUUUUAUUGAAUUUUAAGCAUAAUUUUGUUAAUUAAUGGUCAUUCUGUCUCGUAAGUCUAUAUUAGUUUGUACUGUAGGGUAGGCUUCCACCACAAGUCUGUCUGUGUUUGGGUAUUUAUGAGUGAUAAAAGUGUAUGUGUCAUAAGCAUAGUUACAGGUUGAUAAUUGAGAUUGAAUUUUUGUAUUUUAUAGUAUUAAGGCUCGACAUUCAAUCAUUGUUGCAUAAUUACCUCUGAAGCGCCAACAAUUAUAUUUAAUUUCCUCACUUAUUGUAAUUCUCUAAUUUAUGCUUGUAGUUUGGGGAAAUGAAUGGUUAAUCGGUUGACCGUAUUUGUGUCCUAAACUGUUACAAAUGUUAUUAACCUUUGACCAUUUGGAUAUAUUUUAUAUUUGGUUAUACAGGGUGUCCAUAAAAGUCCCCUUACAAUUUUAAUUUUUCUAUGAAGUCAGUUCUCAAUAUACCUUAAUUAACCAGGUUUGUUGUUUUUAACCAGUAAUUGUUUAAUUUACUUCAUUUAAUGCAUCUGUGAGAGCCAAAACGAUAUAUGGUAUUGAUAAAUUCCCAUUUUUUUAAGACUUUAUGGUCACCCUAUAUGUUAUCGCCUGUAUAAUGUCAAAUCCUACAAAACAAUUUUUUAUCUGAAUGACAGAACUAUAUAUAAGCACUUCGGUGCUCCAGCAGUAUGCGCACCAAGAUGUCGCACAACCUGAAUCCUAACUUGUACACACAUACUAUGUUCAGGUUGUGCGCCAUCUUGGUGCACAUAUUUCUGGAGGUCCAGCACUUAUUCGAUGCAAUCAUGUUAAUUUCCCUCCUAACUUGUAAUCGAUAAAGUUUGUUCCCUAAUGGAUGGCUUAAAAUCUUAAAUUCCACCCCUGAUUGUGGUGUUUAUACAAUUCAUAUAAUGUUCUGGGUAAUAGAUUAAAUAUUGCGCUGUAAACAAUUUUUGCUUUACCGUUUGUUUGAUGCUUAUGCAAUAAAAUUUUGCUUACGGA